This is a messenger RNA of Exophiala spinifera, 957 nucleotides long. RefSeq lists its product as uncharacterized. NCBI's taxonomy places the organism in Eukaryota, Fungi, Ascomycota, Eurotiomycetes, Chaetothyriales, Herpotrichiellaceae. Bases 1 to 957 code for a protein of 318 amino acids. The record is from RefSeq and is a predicted model, not a curated record. The transcript has a single exon.
AUGGUAUUGACACCCUUUGAGGUUGCACAGGCAGAUGGACAGUUCGACUUGUUGCUAGUGGACGAAACUCAUCGACUUAACCAACGCGCGAAUCAACCCUCCGGGGUGCUCAACGCCAAGGUCAGAGACAUCACAAUUAACCUCUUUGGCAGCGAUGAUACCAGCAAAACCCAGCUCGACUGGAUCCAGGCGAAGAGUCAACAUCAGAUCUUUCUGCUGGAUGCCGCGCAGAGCGUGCGGCCAGCAGACCUUCCCACAGAAGUUCUAUCGAUGCUCGCGGCCGAGGCUCUUGAGUCGGGAAGAUACUUUCAGCUCCAGACUCAGAUGCGGGUCAAAGCGGGAUCGUUCUUUAUAUCCUACAUUCGAGGAAUCCUCAAUCCCAAUCGCCUCUUAGUUCCUCACGUCAUGCCAAACUUCGGUGACUAUGACUUCCGCGCGUUCGACAACGUCGAAGACAUGCGCGACGAGAUCUUCCGCCGCGACGCCGAAGCCGGCCUUUCACGCCUAGUCGCCGGCUAUGCCUGGGAGUGGACGAAAAAAGACAAGAACGCCUUGGACAUCACGAUCGGCCAGACGCGGUUGAAGUGGAACACGACCUCCACCGACUGGAUCGCGUCGGAGAAGUCUCUCGAAGAGGUGGGCUCGAUCCACACGGUUCAGGGCUACGAUCUGAACUACGUUGGUGUCAUCAUUGGUCUCGAUCUGCGCUACAGUCCAGAGCAGCAGCGCCUCUGGGUCAGUCGCGCUUCGUACUUUGAUAAGAAGGGAAAGGAGCAGAAUCGGAAGCUUGGGCGGAGCUACUCGGAUGACGACCUGCUGCGCUUCAUCACACAGAUCUAUGCGGUGCUUUUGACGCGUGGCAUCCGCGGCACUUAUGUCUAUGCCUGUGACCCCGAUCUGAGGGACUACCUCAAAGGCUUCAUCCCGUCUAGUCCUCAUAGGCACGUGGCUGUCUAA